UUCUCCAAGGCUUGCUAGGUGCCUGUGUGCCCUCACUCUUGCAAGCUUCUUCCCUGCAGGUUUCAGCCAUGUGGCUCUACCUGGCUGCCCUGCUAGGACUUUACUUCCUUCACCAAUGGUACCAGGAGAGACAGACAGUGGAGAACCUGACGGAGAAAUAUGUCUUAAUCACCGGCUGUUCCUCUGGCUUUGGGAACCACCUUGCCAGGCAUCUGGAUGCCCGGGGUCUGUGGGUGUUGGCAACCUGUACCACCCAGAAGGGGGCAGAGCAGCUGGACAAGGUCACCUCAGAGCACUUGAAAACCACCGUUCUGGAUGUCACCAGUAAGGAGAGUGUGGCGGCAGCAACGGAGUGGGUGAAAGAUCAAGUGGGGAACAAAGGGCUCUGGGGCUUGGUGAACAAUGCGGGAAUAGGUGUCCCAUCAGGUCCCAACGAAUGGCUGACCAAAGAUGACUUUGCAAAGGUGAUCAAUGUCAACCUGCUAGGGUUGAUUGACGUGACGCUACACAUGCUGCCGCUGGUGAGGAGAGCCAGAGGGAGGGUGGUCAAUGUGUGCAGUGUGAAUGGACGCCUGGCCUGCUUCGGAGGCGGUUACUGCCCAUCAAAGUUUGGUGUGGAAGCCUUCUCUGACACCCUGAGGUAAAAACAAGCUCUGUAGCCUACUUUUGGUUUGGUUUGGUUUAGUGACGUGGUGUUUCUCCAGGUGUAGGGAAUAAAAACAGGUGUUGGGAAAUCAGGCUGCUGUCAAGGGCUGAACCUUCAAUCACAGAUC
Podarcis muralis (Common wall lizard) is the source of this 773-nucleotide messenger RNA. The record is from RefSeq and is a predicted model, not a curated record. Lineage: Eukaryota; Metazoa; Chordata; Lepidosauria; Squamata; Lacertidae.